UAGUCCAAAACAAAUAAAUGAGAAAAAUAAAAAGCUGCAUUCGAUCCUACGAUUCUGCACGCUGCUGAGCUGCUCCGAUUCCUCCGUCGCGAUUCUGCCGCGUCCAACGGGGGCGGCCCGAUUGUUGUGGUUUCGGACCAAUUGUUCUGACCCGACCCGUUUGAAACACCCAAUUCGCGAAUGUGAGGACAUUGGAUUAGGGUUUCGACCAGGCUUCAGUGACCGAUUUUUCUCUGGGUCCUCUCUCCUUUUCUGCUUGAGCUCUCGUGAGUCUCUCUUCUAACCAACAAGCUCCGCGCCUUUAACAGCCGCCGCCGCUUCUCCAGCUAGCACCGAAGAAGAGAAGCAAUGCAUUCACUCUUCUCAAGCAAAAGCGCCAUUCGACUUCAACACUCUUCAUUUCAUCGUAUCAGUAGCUACUUCUUCCUUAAGUUUCAUUCCGAUGAUUCCAUUCAAUUGGAUGAAGCUACGGUUCGGGAAACCCUUGUGUCCUUCAGUAACGAUUGGAAGAAGGCCUUUGACUUCUUCAACUGGGUGGAGUCCCACCACCACUUCCGUCACUCCACCACCACCUAUAACAACAUCCUUGACAUUCUCGCCAAGUACUUCGAGUUCGACCUCUGUUGGGACCUCAUCCACCGCAUGCGGUGGAACCCUCAUUCCCAACCCGAUCACACCACCUUCCGCCUCAUGUUCCACCGCUAUGCCUCUGCCCAUGCCGUAAACGAUGCCAUUUCCACCUUUCAUCGCCUCUCCCAGUUUAACCUCAAGGAUCACACCUCCUUCUCCAACCUCAUCGAUGCCCUUUGCGACCACAAGCACGUCCUCGAAGCCCAAGACAUCGUCCUCGGCAACAACAAGGACCUUCUCAUUGAUGCUGGCUUCAUCGAUAGCGUUGGGAAAACCAAGAUCUCCAACAUGGUUCUUCGCGGGUGGUACAAGAUGGGUUGGUGGAGCAAGUGCCGCGAGUUUUGGGAGGAGAUGGACGCUAAAGGGGUCCACAAGGAUCUUCACUCUUACUCCAUAUUCAUGGACAUACUCUGCAAGAGUGGGAAGUCAUGGAAGGCUGUGAAGCUCUACAAGAACCUGAAGAGCCAGAGGAUCAAAUUAGAUGUGGUUGUUUACAACAUAGUGAUUCGUGCAAUUGGUCUCUCCCAAGGUGUUGAUUUCUCAAUCAGGGUCUUCAAUGAGAUGAAGGAGUUGGGGAUUAAGCCGACUGUGGUAACAUACAACACUAUAAUGAGGCUCUUGUGUGAUAGCUAUAGGCAUAAGGAAGCACUUGCAUUGCUCAAUGUAAUGCGUAGGGAUGACUGCUAUCCCAACACAGUUUCAUAUCAUUGUUUCUUUGCGACACUUGAGAAGCCUAAAGAGAUGAUUGGGUUGUUUGAUAGAAUGGUUGGGAGUGGGGUGAGGCCCAACAUGGACACGUAUGUGAUGCUGAUGAGGAAGUUUGCGAGAUGGGGGUUUCUAAGGCUGGUGUUCAUGGUGUGGGACAAGAUGGAGCAGCUUGGGUGCAGCCCUGAUGCAUCUGCUUACAAUGCUUUGAUUGACGCUCUUGUCGAGAAGGGAUUAAUUGAUAUGGCAAGGAAGUAUGAUGAGGAGAUGUUGGCUAAAGGGCUUUCCCCUAAGCCUAGGAAAGAGUUGGGAACAAAGCUUGUCAUUCAUCAAGAAGAAGAAGCUCAAUGUUGAUCAACACAUACAAAAUACUUGUGUAGCAGGCAUUACAAUAUGGCUGCAUUUGUUUAACGAGGGAGGGUGGGACAAGACACUGUGAUAGAGUUUGAGAAGCAACCCUUCAAUCAUCACCGCAGUGAUGGACACAACAAGUAACUGGAGGGAUGAAGUGCAGCCUGCUUUCCGCCAACGCUUUUUCAACAAUAUCUUGCGUAUAUUGAGAAAGAUGGAGGGUCUUAGGCAUCUUGGGUAAUGUCUAUUGUUCUCGUUCCUCAACUGCUGGGUGACUUCUUUUAGCCUUUUUCUUUUUCAUUUCACAGAUUGCAUAACUUACAGUUAGGUCAUCCUCCUGAGAGUUUUGAUGAAAUCCUUGAAUUUCACAAAAUUGCUCAUAGUAUUGAGCAGAAAAGUUAUGCUGGUGCUACAAGCCAGACUGAGUAUGUUAUGCAAAUAGCUUGCAAGAUGGUUUUGAUGGAGAAAGCAAGAGAAAGAGAAUGGAGAGAUUACUUUUGCCCUGAUUCCCGACAAAGAAUUGUCUACAAAAUAAUGAAACUGUUAAAAAGACAUCUUGAUGUGACUGAUCCAGAGGGAUCACAAGAACUUUGGAGGAUUGCUGAAAGGUUUGAGGAGAAGAUCUUUUCUAAAGCAGACACCGAGACUGAUUAUCUUAGGAAAAUAACUAUAAAAAUGCAUAAAAUGGAGAAUACACCCCGGAGAAGCCAUUGACAACCAUGAAAUCAGCUUGAUCUUUACAAUGAACUUGUCAAUCCAGUUCAUACAAACCCGACGUAGCAUAGAAGCAGAGGUAGAAGAUUCCAGUAGAUGACUAUCCAAAGCGCCAGCGGUUGAAGCAAUUGUCUGUUAUAAUGGUUAAAACUUUUAGUGUUGUAACUGGUUCAACUAAAAUUGCGGAACUGUUUUUGACACCUUCUGUUAGAUUGGUAGUUUGGUCAUACUAACUUUUGUAAAGAGCCGUUGACUGUUGUGUUUAGACUUCCAGUUCAUGAUACCAAAUAGUUGGUCCUUUUUCUGAA
Messenger RNA from Arachis stenosperma, 2708 nucleotides. Its product is annotated as pentatricopeptide repeat-containing protein At1g80550, mitochondrial. The transcript is spliced from 9 exons. Lineage: Eukaryota; Viridiplantae; Streptophyta; Magnoliopsida; Fabales; Fabaceae. Gene Ontology annotation, molecular function: protein binding; transcription coregulator activity. The coding region runs from base 349 to 1689 and encodes 446 amino acids. Gene Ontology annotation, biological process: regulation of DNA-templated transcription. The record is from RefSeq and is a predicted model, not a curated record.